AACACACAGAUAGCAUUACUUCGCGUUCAUCACAUCAGCUACACUGUCGUUCUACAAAACAGAUGCCUUCGUGACCAGGGCUCCUUUAACAUAGACAGAAGGUCUCUCCUGCACCGUUGUGAAAUUUUUCUUCAAGCGCGACCGAUUUUGAAUGCCUGAUGACGUAAUUGUGCGGGGAGUUGACGAAAGAUGGGAAACCGGAUCAUAAAAGGGAAGAACGGUAAAAUGGACUUCGUGUGGCCUCAAAAUCGACCCUAUACAACGAGAAAAAAUCCUAUAUCGAAUGAAUAUGAUAUCACUCAGAAAUCACUUGGUGUUGGGAUAAACGGAAAAGUUCUAGAAUGUAUCAGAAAGAGCGACAGGCAAAGAUUCGCUUUGAAGGUGUUGAAAUGUACGCCUAAAUCACAAAGAGAAUUAGACCUUCAUUGGAAGGCUUGUGAAUGUCCAUUUAUUGUGAAGAUAAUAGAUGUGUAUGAAAACAAAUUUGGGAGGGAUGAUUGUCUUCUUAUUGUGAUGGAAUGCAUGGAUGGUGGAGAGUUAUUUGAAAGAAUACAACAGCAUGGAGAUACACCAUUUACAGAAAGAGAAGCUGCAGCCAUUGUAAGAAUGAUUGCAUUAGCAGUUGCUCACCUUCAUGCAAUGAAUAUUGCUCAUAGAGACUUAAAGCCGGAGAAUCUUUUGUUUGCCAGAAAAGCCGAUGAGACUUUGCUGAAGCUAACAGAUUUUGGAUUUGCCAAAGAAACACUCAGCGUUUCACUCCAAACACCCUGCUAUACACCCUACUAUGUUGCUCCGGAGGUCCUUGGGCCUGAGAAGUACGAUAAGUCAUGUGAUAUGUGGUCCCUUGGUGUGAUAACAUAUAUUUUGCUAUGUGGAUAUCCACCAUUUUACAGCAACCAUGGUGCCGCGAUAUCUCCUGGCAUGAAAAAACGAAUAAGAGAGGGUCAAUAUGCAUUCCCUGACACAGAAUGGAAAAAUGUGUCUGAUCAUGCAAAAGACUUGAUCAAAGGACUGUUAAAAACGGAUCCAAGUGAACGAUUAACAAUAAAUCAAGUUAUGAAUCAUCCAUGGAUUAGGCGUUACACAGAAGUUCCUCAAACACCCCUCUAUACGGCAAGCAUACUUAAUGAAGAUGCCGAUAUAAUGGAAGAAACAAAGGAGGAAAUUACCCAUGCACUGGCUACUAUGAGGGUCGAUUUUCAAGAGCAGAUGCGGCUGAAAGACGUCAAAAUGUCAUCAAAUCCACUUCUCAACAAACGACUCAAUAAGAAGAAAUAGACACAUGAAACUAAUUUUUGUUCAGUAACUUUCUACGGAUUGUAAAUCAGUGCCUUGAAAGUAAAUUCUAUGCAAUUAGUAGCAGCAAUUACUCAAACUUUUCUUAGAUUUUCAUACCUCUAUUAUUAUAUCUACAUGUAUUAGAACUUUUUGAAUAUGAUUUCCUAUUUUAAAAUGUA
Messenger RNA from Rhopilema esculentum, 1457 nucleotides. Its product is annotated as MAP kinase-activated protein kinase 2. Lineage: Eukaryota; Metazoa; Cnidaria; Scyphozoa; Rhizostomeae; Rhizostomatidae. Gene Ontology annotation, molecular function: protein kinase activity; ATP binding. The record is from RefSeq and is a predicted model, not a curated record. Gene Ontology annotation, biological process: protein phosphorylation.